Messenger RNA from Notodromas monacha, 894 nucleotides. NCBI's taxonomy places the organism in Eukaryota, Metazoa, Arthropoda, Ostracoda, Podocopida, Cyprididae. The record is from the annotation of a GenBank genome assembly.
UUUUUAAUCUGCAGAAAUUAUCAAAUAAUACUACUCAACUUUUGUUCAGGGGAAACGUCAAAAUAAGCAGGGGAAAAUUAAAAAAAGAACAACAACAACAAAAGAAAUACAGUUGUGUAACAGUUGGUGAGAAUCACACCGCCAUGGAAGAGCCGAUGCUGAAGAAGGGUCCUGCGUCGACGACGUCGUCGUCCGACGUCAACAUCAUCGUGCCGCGUCGGCGCCGGUCCGGGGUCGGCAUGUUCGGCGCCGGCGCCACUGCCGAGAGUCGCCUGUCGUUCCCGGUGUCCCUCAUCGCCCUGUUCCUCGGCGUCCUGGCCUGCGUCACCGCCGUUUGGCUGUGGCGAGUCGAGUUGCCCGCCAGGGUGGCCGAGCUGCAGGAGAGGCUGGAAAUGUCGCAACUGCACUUGGGCGAACACAAGAGGGCCAUCCACUUCCUGAGGAAGGAGAUGAUGUUCACGUAUUCCCGACUCCAGGCGAUCAGCGCGUACGAAACGUCGAUCAAGCUGCUACAGCCGAAUGGAGUCAAUCCGAAUCUGGCGGAUUACCCUGCUUUCCUCCACGACGACAGCACUAAAUCCGACUGGGAUGUCUUGGGAAAAACUACUUCCGCCAUGAACUCCAUGCUGGAGAAAUUUUCCGAAGACCCAGUCCUCAUCCGACGAAACCACGAGGACACCUUCGACGUGGCUUCCACACAGGCACCAUGAAUUAAUCGGUCACCUACGUGAAAAAAGCUUUUCCGCAAGAGAAUAGGAAAACGUUCAACGGGGAAUUCCGCCCAGAAGCGUAUCAAUUAUUGUUCAUUGGAGAUGUAUAGUGGAGAGGGAGGGGAAAUAAUGAUGAAAAUAAAAAGAAACGUGGGCAACAGAUUGGUUGCUUUUUCAUACGAAA